AUGAGGUUAUGCACAGAGUGCCGCGAAGGAAGCCUUCGUCUUCUUUUUGGACCCCAAUGCACCGAAAUCGGAAACCAAAUCACUCGCAUCCGAGAUGCCCUAGAGAACCAUCCAUCGGGGCUACAAUUCCUUCAUGAUAUUGUGAAUGAGCUUCCCUCGCUAUGGCCUGUCAUUGUAGGUGCCUGCCCAGCACUGGACCGGGUGCCUGGAGAAAGGGGACUGACUGCACUGGCCCAACUUGUCAACAACGAAUCAUCAGCCAGUCCCGUGGGAGACCAGUUGAACAUAGUUCUAACUCCUCUCACUGUCAUGGCACACAUAGCUGAGUUUUGGCAGCUCCAGAAUGUUGCAGCACAUCCGGCACUCCCAUCAGGAUCUUCCAUAACAUCUCCCGCUGCCCUUCCGAGAAUAAUUGAUGUACAAGGAUUCUGUGUAGGUUUCCUCGCAGCCAGCGUUGUCGCGUCUUCGGAAGACGCGCGUGAGUUCCAAUCUACGGCAUCCAAUGCAAUAAGGCUCGCUGUCUGUAUUGGAGCGUUGAUCGAUUUGGAUGAGACGGUGUCUGGUGAGGCUACAUCGAUUGCAGUACGAUGGGAGUCCCAAGAGAGCUAUGAGCACCUUCAACAGAUCUUGACACAGGAACCGAAUGUGUAUAUCUCCUGCGAGACAGAUGUGAACAGCGUCACCAUCACGCUUCCCGAUCCAGCCGCGAAAUGGAUGAAGCAGCAGCUCAACGGUUUCGGGCUGCGGUCAAAGCAGCUUUCCCUGCGGGGUCGAUUUCAUCAUCCUGAAGCGCAUGACCAAGUCGUCCGGCACAUAAUGCAACUGUGCAGUAGGGACUGUCGCUUUGAGCUCCCUAACAGCGAUACCUUGCCGUUUCCCCUUCGGUCCAACAAAGACGGCGAGGUGAUUGAGCCGGGGACGAUGUUGCACACCGUUGCCUUAAAGACGAUUCUCUGCGAAAGGGCGAACUGGUGGAAAACGAUCUCAUCACUGCUCACUGAUUGGGAAUUGGGCGUUGACGAGUCCCGUCUCAUGUCCAUCAGCACCACAGAAUUCGUUCCACGGUCCGCCCGAGGCCAUCUGGUGUCCCAGGGCAGCUUUCCCACGGCAUGUCGGAAACAUGGUCCCGUCAACGGACACACACCAAGUGCUCCCACCACUUCAUUCCUGAAAGAAGAGGAUAACGUCGACACCCGCCCACAGAAUGCCCAGGUGGCGCCAAUUGCCAUCACGGGGAUGGCUUGUCGAUAUUCUGGCGCGGACUGUGUGGAGGAGCUGUGGGACCUGCUAGAGCAGGGCCAAUGCAACGUGCAAAGGGUCCCCGAGAAUCGGUUCCGGAUGUCAGAGCUGCAGCGAGAGCCCAGCGGUCCUUUCUGGGGCCACUUUCUGGAGCAUCCAGAUGUUUUUGAUCAUCGCUUUUUUGGCAUCUCGGCGCGGGAGGCUGAGUCCAUGGACCCGCAGCAGCGCGUAUUGCUGCAGGUAGCGUACGAAGCCAUGGAGUCGGCCGGCUAUUGCGGAUGGCAGAAGACCAAGCUCACGCAGGAUAUCGGUUGCUACGUGGGGGUGGGGUCUGAAGACUAUACAGAGAAUGUAGCGUCCCGUCAUGCAAAUGCCUUCUCCGCCACGGGAAGCUUGCAGUCGUUUAUCAGCGGGCGCACUAGCCAUUUCUUCGGUUGGUCGGGGCCUUCAAUCACAAUAGAUACAGCAUGUUCGUCCGCGGCGGUGGCGAUACAUCUAGCAUGCAAGGCCCUGCAGACGAAAGAGUGCUCAAUCGCGGUGGCCGGCGGCGUGAAUGUCCUUACAAACCCCACAGUGUACCAGAACCUGGCCGCCGCAUCAUUUUUGUCUCCGACAGGAGCGUGCAAGCCAUUUGACGCUGCUGCUGAUGGAUACUGCCGUGGAGAGGGGGCUGGGCUCGUUGUGCUGCGGCCUCUGCAAGAUGCCAUCGACCACGGUGACCCCAUACUCGCUGUGAUCGCUGGUUCGGCCGUCAACCAAGGCUCCAACAAUUCACCCAUCAUGGUACCCGACGCGCAGUCCCAACAAACACUUUACGACAAGGCCUUGUCUCUCGCGGGGGUGACUCCUGAGCAGGUCACGUACGUGGAAGCACACGGAACCGGCACACAGGUCGGCGAUCCAAUCGAGUUGGACAGUCUCCGCAGGGCGUUUGGUGACCGUCACCGGCGGCAGGACCUGUUUGUGGGAUCCAUUAAAGGCAAUAUCGGACAUACCGAGACCUCCUCCGGGGCUGCCGGCCUGUUGAAGACGAUCCUGAUGCUGCAACAUCGGCGCAUCCCGCAACAAGCGAAUUUCAGCAUCCUGAAUCCCAAGGUGACUCCGCUUGACCACGACCGACUGAUAAUCCCGGUAGAGUCGACUAAAUGGGAAGCGGAAGCACGACUCGCCCUGGUUAGCAAUUACGGAGCCUCGGGGAGUAACGCUGCACUCGUGGUGAGAGAACAAAUUACCAAGCAAGGUCAUGCAACCCCUCGAUAUUUGCUGGAUGUUCCGAUCUUGAUUUCCGCGCAAUCGCAAGAUUCCACCAGGGCGUACUGCGGUGCCCUCCGCUCGGCGCUCUUGAGCAAUUCCAUCACAGUCCAGGACCUCGCGUAUAACCUCGCAAUCAAGCAGAACAGAGGCUUCUCAUUCAUUUCUGCUUUUCCAAUUUCCUCGCAUGCAGAGUCGUUAGGCGCCCGCUUGGAGGCAAUUGUCACAGGCGAAUCUGCAGAUAUUUUGCAGAAGCGACCAGCCAGCGAACCGCCGAUUAUUCUGUGCUUCGGCGGUCAAGGUGGUCAGAGGCCAUGUAUUUCAAAAACCUUGUUCGACAACUGUGUUCUGCUACAGAAACACCUUUUGGAAUGUGAGAAAGUGGGCGAGAUGCUGGGCCUUCCCAGUCUCUUUCCUAUGAUCUUUGCAUCAGACCCAAUCGCGGACAUUAUUCACCUACACUUCUUGCUCUUUGCCACCCAAUACGCCUGUGCAAGGGCAUGGUUAGACUCUGGACUUUGCGUCAACCGCAUCGUGGGCCACAGUUUCGGUCAGCUCACUGCUCUGUCUGUGGCUGGCACCCUGAGCCUUCGCGACGGCAUUUUCUUGAUCACUGAACGUGCUCGUCUGAUUCAGGCCCGAUGGGGUGCAGAUUCCGGCGCGAUGCUUGCCUUCGAGGGCCCGAAAACGGUCCUUGACGAGCUACUCACGCAGACUGGCCACUGUGUUGGCAUUGCCUGUUAUAAUGGGCCGCAGCAGGUGAUCCUAACUGGCACGGAGGAAUCUAUACGGACGUUCGAGAACUCAGUCGAGGGAAAUACCUCAGAUAACAACAUCAGACUGAGACGAUUAGACAUCACGCACGCGUUCCACUCCAGGCUCAUGGACAGCAUCAUGCCGGACCUGAUGGAGGUCGCACAGUCACUGACUUACCUGAAACCGGCGAUUCCCAUUGAAGACUGUUCCAUGAAUGGUGACUGGUCGAUAGUCACACCGGCAAAAAUCGUCGAGCAUACUCGCAGGACCGUGUACUUCCAGCACGCUGUCGAGCGAAUAGCUCAAAAUUUACGAGGUCCAGCUGUCUGGCUGGAAGCUGGAUCUGCCUCGCCCAUCAUCCCCAUGGUGCGCCGAGCGCUAGAAAAUCCCUCUGAGUUGCACACAUACUGCAAAGUUGACCUCAGAGGGCCUGACGCCGCGAGAAAUUUGGCAACUGUUACCAGCGAUCUCUGGGCGCAGGGCAUCCACGUUCAGUUCUGGCCAUUCCACCGAUUGCAGGCCGACGCCUUUAGCUGGUUGAAUCUUCCUCCGUACCAGUUCGCCAAGACAACUCACUGGAUAGACUUUGAACCCGCCGCGUUCUCCUCGGCCCCAUCGAAGGUGUCAAACGCUGCAAGCCAGCAGCGAACUGGUCUGUUGCACCAGUUGAGCGACGGACCAGAUGAGUAUUUGUUCGCCGUCAACACUCAAGACCCGUUGUACAGGUCUUGCACUCAGGGACACGCUGUCCUAGACCAGCCGCUGUGUCCUGCAUCAAUGUAUAUGGAGAUAGUGCUGCGGGCGACGGCUUGCCUUUCCUCCUUGCAUGCAACAUCGACCCCAGCACUGUCUCAUAUCGACGAUCUCACCAUCUCCUCCCCACUGGUGCUGGACCCGCUGGGGGACGUGCAUGUGCGACUGUCUCCUGAAGGACCAAGUUGCUCCCAGGUGUGGUCCUUUUCUAUUUUCAGCAACAGCGAGCAGGCUCGUGAUACGGUGACUCACGCCAAAGGAACCGUCUCCCUUUUGCAGGACCACUCCAGCUCUAUGGCCUCUUUCCAUUCCAUAGGGCGGUUGGUAAAUCAGUCUAGGGCCAGAGCAAUCAUGGAGGAACCGACGUCAAGUGGGCUGAAGGGAUCAGCGGUCUACUCAGCGCUCCGCCAGGUGACGAACUACGCGGAUUACUUUCGCGGCGUCAGGGAGGUGUUUGCAAAUGGCUGCGAGGCUACAGGCAUUGUCACCAUGGCACCCCUUACCACUGAGAAUACCAGCAACCCCAUCCUUCUAGACAACUUUCUGCAGGUUGCGGGUAUUCACGUUAACUGUCUUUCUGAUCGCCAGGAGGACACAGUCUUUGUGUGCAAUGCUAUUGGGAAAACCUUCAUAGGCGAAUUGCUAUUUAGGACGGCUAGCGAAGCUCUUUUGCCGUCGUGGACUGUUUUUACCAAUUACGCACAACAAUCCAAGAACCAGAUUACGUGUGACAUAUACGUUAAGGACAGUGUGACAAAUGGUAUACUAGUCGCGAUGAUGGGCGUUUUCUUCACGCCCGUUCCGAUCCGGACUCUCGCCCGCACGCUGGCUAAGCUGAACAAUAACAGCCUCAAAGAUGCAAAGCCGGUCGCCAUCUGCAGCGUUCCGCCUCAGACCCAGUCACCAGAUGAUAUGCCGGCCCACGAACGAGCUACCGCCGAGAUCAAUGUGGACCGUGAUCUUGCAGCUUUGCAGGAAAUGUUUUCUGAUAUAUGUGGAGUUGAUACCGACGAGCUAUCUCCUGACACGUCAUUGAUUGACAUUGGAGUGGAUUCUCUUUUGAGCACCGAAGUGCUAUCAGAAAUGAAGAAGCGGUUCCAGAUCGAUAUCACGUAUUCAACCUUUGUGGAAUUACCAGAUAUUCAGAGCCUUGCUCAGCAUAUAUUUCCAGGGCGUUCCAAGGCAGCUCUCUCGCGGCCCGUCGGUGAUGAAAUUGUACCCAAUGGACCUGCCAUGUCGCAUGCUGGACCUGAUGUCACUAUGGAUGCUAGUGACGAACCGUCGCUAGCCAUAGUGGCCCAUCAGUGUUAUGAAGCAACACGCACAGCAGUAUCCCACACCGAUGAUGCGCACUGGACCAAUUUCUUUCACUCUGUCUAUCCUCAGCAAAUGAGGCUUAUUACGGCGUACGUUGUGGAGGCAUUCCGGCUCUUGGAUUGCCCGCUAGAAUCUUACCAGGAAGGUGAGGUUGUCCCAACUAUCUCUGUUCUACCGCGCCACGAAGCCCUAAGGAAUCACCUAUACGUGAUUCUGGAAUCCGUCAACCUGCUCUGCCGCACGCCAGAAGGAAAACUUGUGCGGACAGCGACGCCCCUUUCCCCGCUCUCGUCACACGGCUUGCACACCCAGAUACGAAGCGAGCACCCUGCAUACAAAUUGGAGCACGAUCUUCUCCAGAUUACAGGUCCGCAGCUGGCAAACUGUCUGUCCGGUCGAGCAGACGGAGUAUCACUGAUCUUCCGUGAUGCCCAGACCCGGUGUUUGCUUGAGGAUGUCUAUACGCACUCUCCAGUGUUCAAGUCGGGCAAUCUCUAUCUCGCGCGGUAUCUGAUGGAUGUCAUCCAACGUUUCGGGAACAAUCGACCGAUCAAGAUCCUCGAAAUUGGUGCCGGCACUGGAGGCACUACCAAGUUUCUCCUCGACCAGCUCUUGAACUUACCUGGAGCGACUACCCGUGUUGAUUAUACUUUCACGGACAUCUCAUUAUCACUCAUAGCAGCGGCGCGAAAGAAAUUCGCCAAUUACAACUUUGUGCAGUUCAACACCCUGGAUAUUGAGCAGGAGCCCCCUACAAGGUUACACGGCCAGUACGACAUCGUGCUGUCGACGAACUGCAUCCAUGCAACACGGAGCAUUGCCCAGAGCUGCUCGCAUAUACGCACUCUUUUGCAGCCCAACGGAAUCCUUUGUCUUGUCGAGCUGACACGCGACAUAUUCUGGCUAGAUCUUGUGUUCGGCCUCCUUGAGGGCUGGUGGCGGUUUGAUGAUGGCCGCCAGCAUGCUCUGGCGAGCGAACAGCUCUGGCAUCAGACACUCCACCAGGCUGGCUUUGACUGGGUGGGCUGGACUGACAAUGAGACCGUGGAAUCGAAUGCGCUGCGUGUUAUCGUCAGCUCACCAUCAGGAGUGUCUGGAUUGACUCAAGGAAUUUCUACCAAGCCAGUGAAGAUGGAAACCGUGGUCUGGGCACGCAGAAGCGAUCUCGAGUUGAAGGUGGAUAUAUAUUAUCCUAAUGAAGUUGACACUUUGCGGACGCCCCGCCCAAUUGCUCUGAUGAUCCAUGGUGGCGGUCAUGUAACACUCUCACGCCACGACAUUCGCCCGUCGCAGACUCAAAUCUUGCUCCGCGCCGGGUUCCUACCUAUUAGCAUUGACUACCGACUAUGCCCGGAGGUCUCUCUAGUAGACGGGCCUAUGGCAGACGUCUGCCAUGCUCUUAACUGGAUUCGCAACACCCUGCCAAGUUUGCCCCUCCUUCGUCCAGAUAUCCGACCGGAUGGAAACCGCGUUGUGGUUGUCGGGUGGUCCACCGGUGGCCAUCUCGCUAUGACCUUACCAUGGACGGCCCCUGCUGCAGGGAUCGCUGCUCCGGAUGCCAUUCUUGCCUUCUAUUGCCCCACCAACUAUGAGGAUCCGUUCUGGUCGCGCCCCAAUUUCCCCUUCGGAAAAACGGUCGCACCAAACGACAUGGAGUACGAUGUGUGGGAAGGUGUGCGUGAUACCCCGAUCGUGGGCUAUAACAUACCGCCACAGGAACGGCCGCUGGGAGGAUGGAUGUCAACGAGGGAUCCGCGCAGUCGCAUUGCAUUGCACAUGAAUUGGAAAGGGCAGACACUGGAUAUGCUCCUCAAGGGGUGGAGACACAAGGACAAGGCAGAUGACAUCCCCCGUCCGACUGAAGAGGAGAUUCAGGCAGUUAGUCCGCAUUACCAAAUCCGCACCGGUCGGUACGGCACGCCGACAUUCCUCAUCCAUGGAACAAUGGAUGAUCUAGUUCCUUUUGAGCAGACAGAGUCAACCUAUGAUGUCUUGGUGCAAAACGGUGUUGAAGCGGAGAUCCGGGUGGCACGUCCGCCUCUAGGAACUGCCUUUGUUUUGUUUCUCAACGAUAAUGUUACCUCGCUUGUUGCUGACAGAGAAUGA
Penicillium arizonense is the source of this 7422-nucleotide messenger RNA. RefSeq lists its product as uncharacterized. Gene Ontology annotation, biological process: secondary metabolite biosynthetic process; fatty acid biosynthetic process. Lineage: Eukaryota; Fungi; Ascomycota; Eurotiomycetes; Eurotiales; Aspergillaceae. Gene Ontology annotation, molecular function: fatty acid synthase activity; phosphopantetheine binding; hydrolase activity. Bases 1 to 7422 code for a protein of 2473 amino acids. The transcript is spliced from 6 exons. The record is from RefSeq and is a predicted model, not a curated record.